AAAAUUGUUCUUCACUCUUCACCACUCACCAGUAAAAAAAUCUGUAAAAAGGCAAUUACUGUUACUAUUACUACUACAGAGUACUGAGUAAAGUUACUACUGUACUAAACAUUUUAUAAAAUUGAGCGGCAAAUAGAUUCUGGGUAAGUUUAUGCCUCCUUUUUUUUAGCAGAUCUACAUAAUAUUUUUCUCAUUUUUUCACCCAAAAAAUACUCAUUUAAUUCAUCCCCAGAAAAAAAAAUUUAAAAAUUUAAGUGAGAGAAAGCAGAAAACCAUAGCCUAAAACACAGCUUAAGCUAAUCCCGAGUCAUUAAUAUUGUAGUAGUAAUUAGUUAGAGAGAGAAAAAAACUUUUUGCCAUUUUUAGUUUUUUAACUGGAAAAAGCUCAAAACUUUCACAUUAUCUGCAAAAUUUAACAUCUGGGUUUUGUUAAUUCCUGUUAAUUUUUACUUGGGUAUUUUUUUAAUUUUUAAUUUUACUGAAAAAAACUACAUUUUUUUCCCAUAAUUUUUGCAGAUCGACCUCCCUUCCACCCUUUUUUCUCUCUCUAGUAUUAUCUUGGUUGUUUGGAUAGCGCGUAUAAAAAAUUUCUGGAUUCACACAACACAGUAUAUAAUAAAACAGAGAGAGAGAGAAAGAAAGAAAGAGGAGAGAGAAAAAGAGGUGAAAUAAUUUAUUUGAAAAUUGAGCAUUAAAUACACAGCAUCUACUGCUAUUACACUACAUUAGUAAUUGCAGAGGUGAUAGGAAAGUGAGUAAUAAAAACUUUCAUUUGUUUUGUUUAAGUAUAAUGUUUCAAUCAGUACUACAACAAGUAUAUUAUAACGACUUCAUUUAAACAAAAUCUUUGAUUUUCCUGAUUUUCUUGGUUUUCUGGGUUUAUAAGAUUGUAUAGAGGAAGUAAGAGAGAGAUUGAAGAAGAAAAAUUCCCAAAUUUUGAAUCUUUAUAUUUUUUUAGUGUUGUGAAACUUUUCUGGGGUUUCUUUUUUUUUUUGCUCAAUCUCAGUGGUUCAAAGUUCGAACUUCAAAAUCUCAGUUGCCACCCUCAGGGAUGCAUCUUGUAAUAGGUGUUAGAAUUCACGGUGAUGCAAUGGCGAUGUAGUAGACUUGAUUAUACAAAGAUACUUGUAGAUUUUAUUCAGCAGUUGUAUUGAAAUACAAAAGGUUGCGUUUGUAGGAUUCGCGGUAGUAUAAAAUGUCAAGGCCUCUCCAAAGAGGCAUAUCUGGUGAGCAACGGCGUCUUUCUGUUGGUAGCAAUCAUGCUUCUUGGGAUUCCCAGGACUCUCAAAUGAAAGAAAAAACAGAAAAGGAUGAUACUCGAGCUGGUCGUUCGUUGUCUGACCAAAGCUAUUCUUCAGUAAAGUUACCCUUUCGAUUAAAUUCUUCAGAUAAUGCCCCAUCAAAGUUGGGUGUUAAUGAAAAUGGUUUUACAACAGAAUUGUUUAGUGGUGGAAGUCCAAGAAGUCGGCAUAAGCUAACUUUGCUUCUUCUUAGAACCAGUUUAGUUCUUAUAGUGAUUCUUGCUUUAACCGGGUCAUUUUGGUGGACAAUAUCAAUUACUGCAUCAUCAAGAGGUCACAUUUACCAUAGUUAUAGGAGGAUGCAAGAGCAGCUCGUCUCAGAUCUUACAGCCAUCAGUGAUCUAUCUCAAGGGCCAGCAAAAUUGAGAGAAUUGGAUUUCUGUUCUAAGAAAGAUGAAAAUUUUGUGCCUUGCUACAAUGUGUCAGAAAGCUCGGCUUUAGGUUAUGCUGAUGGCGAUGAAUUUGAUCGUCUUUGUGAGCACAGCUUGAAGCAAAAUUGCUUGGUUUUACCUCCUGUGAAUUACAAGAUUCCUCUGAGAUGGCCUACUGGAAGAGAUGUCAUUUGGGUUGCAAAUGUUAAGAUUUCUGCUCAAGAAGUACUUUCUUCUGGAAGUUUGACCAAAAGGAUGAUGAUGUUAGAGGAAGAACAAAUUUCUUUCCGCUCUGACUCACUCACGUCAGAUAACAUUGAGGACUACUCACAUCAAAUUGCUGAAAUGAUUGGGCUAAGAAGUUCUUCCAAUUUUAAACAAGCUGGGGUGAGAAAUAUCCUAGAUAUAGGAUGUGGAUAUGGUACCUUUGGAGCGCAUCUGUUCUCAAAAGAGUUACUGACCAUGUGUAUUGCGCCUUAUGAGGCUUCAGGUAGUCAAGUGCAACUCACACUUGAAAGAGGUCUUCCAGCGAUGAUUGGUUCCUUCAGUACAAAACAGUUGCCAUUUCCAUCUCUUUCUUAUGACAUGGUGCAUUGUGCGCGGUGUGGCAUUGACUGGGAUCUGAAAGAUGGCUUGUUCUUACUUGAGGCUGAUAGAGUCUUAAGACCCGGUGGAUACUUUGUCUGGACUUCGCCUCUUACCAAUGCCCGUAAUAAAGUGAAUCAGAAGAGAUGGGAUCUUGUUCAUGAAUUUACAGUGAAGCUUUGUUGGGAAUUGUUGUCCCAACAGGAUGAAACUGUUGUGUGGAAGAAGACUGCCAAAAGGAAUUGCUAUUUUUCUAGGAAACCUGGUUCAAGCCCGAGUGUAUGUAGCAAGGGUCAAGAUAUUCAAUCUCCAUACUACCGUCCACUCCAAACUUGUAUAGGAGGAGCUCAUAGCAGUCGCUGGCUUCCCAUUGAAGAGAAGUUAACUUGGCCAUCUCGGGCAAAAAUGAAUGAAAAGGAGCUUCAACCUCACGGACUGCAUCUAGAAGACUUGGCUGAAGAUAGUUCAAAUUGGAAUUCUGCAAUCCGUGAUUAUUGGACCCUUCUCUCCCCUAUUAUUUUCUCAGACCAUCCAAAGAGACCCGGUGAUGAGGAUCCUUCUCCUCCUUACAAUAUGCUCAGAAAUGUGCUAGACAUGAAUGCUCGCUUUGGUGGUUUUAAUGCUGCUUUACUGGACACUGGAAAAGCUGUGUGGGUCAUGAAUGUUGUGCCUACAAGCGGUCCCAACUACCUGCCUUUGAUUCUGGACCGGGGUUAUGUUGGUGUAUUACAUGACUGGUGUGAAGCAUUUCCAACAUACCCUCGAACUUACGACUUGGUGCAUGCUGAUGGUUUUCUCUCUCUAGAAAAAGGUUCCCAACGCAGAUGUAAUACUCUCGAUAUAUUUGUUGAGAUUGAUAGAAUUCUUCGGCCUGAGGGAUGGGUGAUUUUCCGAGACAAAUCUAAUCUAAUCGAGUCCAUGAGACCCCUUAUAGCACGACUGAAAUGGGAAGCUCGUGUUAUUGAAAUCGAGAGCAACAAUGAUGAGAAACUCCUCGUCUGCCAGAAGUCUUUCUUCAAGAGGCACGCAAAGUGAUCUACGACUACAGCCUUUAAGGUAGCUACCUGUGAUUAAAGAUUGAUUUAUUUAUACCACGACACAAGUCAAUAGAGAAAAUCAAAGUCUACAGAUUUUUGGAACAGAAGAGAAGUUCAGUAUACGAUAUAUUUUCUUUUUUAGUUGAAGCCAGCGACAAAAUUCCUAUGAAGCCGUAAGGCAACCAUAGGGCCCCUGUAAUUACGCGAUUGAGGCACAGCAAGAGUGAUUGUCAAGUAUAGAAUGAAUCAGUGUAUUCAGUACUCUUUUGUCUCGGUUUUAAGUUUUACGAUGUCUAGCAGAAUAAGCAAAGAGCGUCUGCUGCAGUAUAUACGAUGCUGGGGUGGCAAUUUUCAGUCAUUUUUUUUUCCUACCACCUACCUUACUAAAUCCAUCUAUAUUCAUUGUAGAAAGCUCAAUUAAGAAGGCAUUCAUUAGUAAUGCAAGUCUUGUAACACAAAAGUUGGGUACUUAUUGAAUGGUAUAUUUUCAAGAAUCAUUAAACCUCACUA
This is a messenger RNA of Chenopodium quinoa (quinoa), 3804 nucleotides long. Its product is annotated as probable pectin methyltransferase QUA2. Bases 1196 to 3292 code for a protein of 698 amino acids. Gene Ontology annotation, molecular function: methyltransferase activity. The transcript has 9 exons. Gene Ontology annotation, cellular component: cytoplasm. Lineage: Eukaryota; Viridiplantae; Streptophyta; Magnoliopsida; Caryophyllales; Amaranthaceae. The record is from RefSeq and is a predicted model, not a curated record.